AUGGCGACAAACUUCGAGAUAGUUAUCAUUAAAAUUUAGACAUUUAGAAAUUUUGAAAAUUUUAUCGUAUAUAUGAAUACUGAAAAUACUAUUAAUUAAUAAUAGAAAUAUAAGCUAAAUCAAUUAUCGAAUUUAUGGUAUAAGUAUACGAUUAUAGAGGCUGCAUUACUAAAUUUGGUUCAAGGUGCUCCUACUAUUGAUAUUUAUUUGGAUGGAUUAGAAACAAGAAAAAUAGCAAGAUUCAAUGACAAGUAAUAAGGUUUGAUUGGAUUGCCUGUAUAUUCAGUAUAAAAUAAAAUUAAAAGAUGAGGGCAAUGAUGAUAUUACAGGUCUGGUAGAUUUGAAGAUGAAUAAAAAUAAGAAGAUUGAUCACUUAGGGUUGAGAAUUGAAUUAUUAGGGAGAAUUGGUAAUUAAGAAGAAAUAAAUAAGAAAUAAUUAAUGAUUAGAAAUAGUCUUCAGAUUUUAUAUCUUUAGGGAAAGAACUGGAAACAUAAGGAAUUAUAAUGGAGGAUAAAACAUAUAAAUUCUAAUUUAAUAAAUUUGAAAAACAAUAUGAAAGUUAUUAUGGAAAGGAAGUAAAAUUAAGGUAAAUAAUAUAUGAAUGGUAUCUAGAUAUUAUUUACGUGUUAUUUUAUAAAGGAAUUAUGGAUAAGUGAAAAAGGAAGUAGAAUUUGCUGUAUAAAUAGGAGAGUAAGAAUAGGUAGAUUAAGGAUAGAGUACAUUAAAAUUAGAAGUAGGAAUUGAAGAUUGUUUACAUAUUGAAUUUGAAUAUUUUAAAUCAAGAUAUCAUUUAAGGGAUGUUGUAUAAGGAAAGGUGAACUUUUAUUUAGUUAAUAUAAAAAUAAAGAAUAUGGAGUUAGUAUUGAUUCGUAAAGAAUAGAUAGGUAUAGGUAGUAGUUAAUAAAUUGAUAAUGAGACAUUAAUAAAAUAUGAAUUGAUGGAUGGAUGCCCAUAGAAAGGGGAAGUAGUACCAAUCCGUCUUUUUUUGAGUGGUAUUAAUAUGUCACCUAGUUUUAAUAAUGUGGGUGGGAAAUUUAGUGUGAAAUAUAUUUUAAAUUUGAUAUUGUUAGAUGAGGAUGAUAGAAAAUAUUUUAAACAGCAAGAGAUUAAAGUUUAUAGAAAGAGAUGAU
Paramecium sonneborni is the source of this 1131-nucleotide messenger RNA. NCBI's taxonomy places the organism in Eukaryota, Ciliophora, Oligohymenophorea, Peniculida, Parameciidae. The record is from the annotation of a GenBank genome assembly.